Messenger RNA from Phaeoacremonium minimum UCRPA7, 864 nucleotides. Its product is annotated as putative s-formylglutathione hydrolase protein. Gene Ontology annotation, biological process: formaldehyde catabolic process. Bases 1 to 864 code for a protein of 287 amino acids. Gene Ontology annotation, molecular function: S-formylglutathione hydrolase activity. The transcript has a single exon. Lineage: Eukaryota; Fungi; Ascomycota; Sordariomycetes; Togniniales; Togniniaceae. The record is from RefSeq and is a predicted model, not a curated record. Gene Ontology annotation, cellular component: cytosol.
AUGGCCUUCGAGACCAAGGCGACCAUCGCCUCCUUCGGCGGCAAGCUGCUCAAGCUGUCGCACCAGUCCUCCACGACCGGCACCCCCAUGGCCGUGAACCUGUACCUCCCGCCCGCGGCCCUCAAGCCCGGCGCCAAGGUCCCCGUGCUCUUCUGGCUGUCCGGCCUGACCUGCACGCCCGACAACUGCACCGAGAAGGGCUUCUUCCAGCACGGCGCCGCCCGCCACGGCCUCGCCGUCGUCUACCCGGACACGUCGCCCCGCGGGCUCGACAUCCCGGGCGCCAAGGACAGCUGGGACUUUGGCGAGGCCGCCAGCUUCUACAUCGACGCCACCGCCGCCCCCUGGCGCGACAGCUACCGCAUGGAGACGUACCUGACUCGAGAGCUGCCCGACCUGCUGUUCAAGGAGUUCGCCGCGCUCGACGCCGCGCGCGUCUCCCUCUCCGGCCACAGCAUGGGCGGCCACGGCGCCCUGACGCUGUACCUCAAGCACCCGGGCAAGUACCGCUCCGUGUCGGCGUUCGCGCCCAUCGCCAACCCGAGCCGGUGCCCGUGGGGCGAGAAGGCCUUUUCGGGGUACCUGGGCGCGGACGACCGCGAGGCGUGGAAGGCGCACGACGCGACGGAGCUCGUGGGCCGCUGGGCGGGCGGCCCGCUCAACAUGCUCGUCGACGUCGGCACCGGCGACGCCUUCUACAAGCAGGGCCAGCUGCUGCCCGAGAACCUGGCCGCCGCCGUCGAGGCGGCCGGCCUCGAGGGCCUGACGCUGCGCAUGCACGAGGACUACGACCACUCGUACUUCUUCAUGGCGAGCUUCAGCGAUGAGCACGUCGCCCACGCGGCCAAGUAUCUGGCUGCUUGA